AUGCGUCGCAGCGCGAUUCUUUCGGUGCUUGGCGAGCAAACCAACACGCCCAAAAAGCACGAUGAUGAGCUCGGAAGCAGGCAGCUCGCGAGUGGUGGCGGAUUUGGGCCUCUGCUCGGACAAAAACCGUUCAAGACGCCGUCUUCUGCGCGUCGCGAGCAGGCCGUUGCGGGUCUGCGAAAGCGCGCGCGCGUAAAUUAUGCAGGUCUCGGUACGGAGGGAGAGGAGAACGAUGCGCCGCAUGAGAUUCAAGGGCCGAAGCCAAAACGCGCGCUCGAAGGCGUAUACAAAAACAUUGACGCAUCUGGCGUCUCCCUGAACGUCGACCGGCGCAAGUGGACGGUGUACGAGGCCAAGCCCGACGCGUUGCAGCGCAGGUUUGCGAUUCCGUCCAUACGGAAUGACAAGGGUGAGACAGUUGCGACACAUAUGACCUACGCUGCACUCGGUGUGCGGCGCGCUGUGGAUAUUCCACCGCGCCCACUGCACGAUCCCAUGUCGGAGCAUGCAAUUGUCCUCUUUGACCCCACCGUUGACGACAUGGAUUUUGAACGCGAGCGCGAGCGACUUCGAAUUGCAGCAGCAGAAGAGCAUACACGGACGCUUCAGACAAACGGCCCACACAAAAGCCUCGCGGCCAUGCUGGGCCUUGACAAGCCGCGGGUCACGAUGGAGGAAAAGGUGCCGGUGGUCAUUGACCCACGGCUGGGCAAGGUUUUGCGGCCGCACCAAGUAGAAGGCGUCAAGUUCCUUUACCGGUGUACCACUGGCCUGAUAUCGGAGAAUGCACACGGGUGCAUUAUGGCGGACGAAAUGGGUCUCGGCAAAACACUGCAGUGCAUCGCACUCAUGUGGACGCUACUGCGUCAAUCGCCGUCACCUGGCAAGAGCAUUAUUGAAAAAUGCAUCAUUGUAUGCCCCUCGAGUCUUGUGCGCAAUUGGGCGAACGAGCUGGUAAAGUGGCUGGGGACCUCGGCGCCCGGCGCACUUGCACUGGACGGCAAACUCUCACGCGAGCGAAUGUUUGAAUCUGUACAACGCUGGUCCGAGGCAAAAGGUCGUGCCGUUGUGCAUCCCGUCAUGAUUGUUUCCUACGAAACGCUGCGAAACUUGCAAGAGGUGCUGGGCAAGGCCGAAGUGGGCUUGCUCCUCUGCGACGAAGGCCACCGACUGAAGAAUGCGGAUUCCCUCACUGUACAGACGCUCGACAUGAUCAAUGUCAAGCGUCGCGUCAUUUUAUCCGGAACGCCGAUCCAAAACGAUCUUUCCGAAUACUUUUCUUUGCUCAACUUUGCCAUUCCCGAUGUGCUGGGCAACCGCAACAUGUUCCGCAAGCGCUUUGAGAUCGAUAUAUUGCGCGGCCGCGAUGCCAGUGCGACUGAUAAACAGCAGCAGGCGGGCCGUGAAAAGCUACAGGAACUAACAGGAAUUGUGAGCCAGUUUAUUAUUCGCCGCACCAACGAUAUUCUCUCGAAAUACUUGCCGGUCAAGUACGAGCACGUUGUUUUUUGCAAUCUGUCUCCGUUCCAAUUGGCGCUCUACGACUUGUUUGUCAAGUCGCCGUCGAUCAAGCGGCUGCUUCGCGGCGUCGGAUCCCAGCCGCUCAAGGCCAUUGGCAUUUUAAAAAAGCUGUGCAAUCACCCCGACUUGCUCAACUUGCCCGACGACUUGGACGGCAGCGAACAACUUUUUCCCGAAGGGUACAAGCCAGGCGAUCGUCGCAGUGUUACCGUGGAACUUUCGGGCAAGUUGGCCGUCCUCGCACGUUUCCUGCACACCAUCCGUACGACGACCGACGACAAGAUCGUGCUUAUUAGCAACUAUACACAAACACUCGACUUAUUUGAGCGUCUCUGCCGCACGCGCCGCUGGGGAUUUUUCCGCUUGGACGGCACGAUGAAUAUCGGCAAGCGCCAACGCCUCGUGGACCGAUUUAAUGAUCCCCAAGCACCCGAGUUUAUCUUUUUGCUUUCCUCCAAAGCCGGCGGUUGCGGCCUGAACUUGAUCGGUGCCAACCGGCUAGUGCUAUUUGACCCCGACUGGAACCCUGCUUCGGAUCAGCAAGCGCUUGCGCGUGUAUGGCGCGAUGGCCAGAAAAAAUCGUGUUUUGUCUACCGCUUUAUCGCCACGGGGUCCAUUGAGGAAAAGAUUCUCCAGCGGCAGUCACACAAGCAGGCGCUUUCGUCGUGUGUUGUUGAUGAGGCACUGGAUGCCGAGCGACACUUUUCUGGAGAGGACUUGCGUGCUCUUUUCCAAUUCAAGGCUGCAACUUUGUGCGACACACACGAUACCUACAAAUGCAAGCGGUGCCAGCACGGAAAACAAGUCGCCAACGCGCCUGCCAUGCUUUACGGAGAUACGAGCACGUACGUACUUUACUUACUUACACACAGCUGGAACCAUUUUCACAGAGACGACUUGGGCGCGCUCCACGACGAUCUCUUGCGCGCCGAAGUCGUGCACGACGACAUUUCCUACGUAUUCCAGUACUGUAGCCAUUAA
This is a messenger RNA of Malassezia vespertilionis, 2502 nucleotides long. It is a transcript of the gene RAD54, whose product is annotated as DNA-dependent ATPase protein rad54. Gene Ontology annotation, molecular function: hydrolase activity, acting on acid anhydrides; ATP binding; DNA translocase activity. The record is from RefSeq and is a predicted model, not a curated record. Lineage: Eukaryota; Fungi; Basidiomycota; Malasseziomycetes; Malasseziales; Malasseziaceae. Bases 1 to 2502 code for a protein of 833 amino acids. Gene Ontology annotation, cellular component: nucleus. Gene Ontology annotation, biological process: double-strand break repair via synthesis-dependent strand annealing; reciprocal meiotic recombination. The transcript has a single exon.